CUUCCGUCUCCCACGAAACUGCAACCCACCCGGUCAACCACUUUUACCUCCUCAGUGAUAAUGGCUCCUCGACUCCCCCAGUCUCUCUCUACCUUUCACACUCUCUCACGCACUGGUUCACUGUCCGUCCGCAUCACAGUUGCCCCGUUAAGCACCAGCAGCAGCGACGAUGUGAUUCAAACCCAGCACGUCCCGGCCCCGGGCUCCGGGACCAUUCGCGUCCUCCUCCUCAACCGACCCAACGCCCGGAAUGCCAUCUCUCGCAGCUUGCUAGACGGUCUCGCUCAGCACGUCAAGUCCAUCGCGGCCGAAAACGGCCAAGGGCCGACCCGAGCUCUUGUGCUCGGCAGCAACGCGGAUGCCGCGUUCUGCGCUGGCGCAGACCUUAAGGAACGUGCUGGCAUGACCAAAGAGGAGACCCACCAAUUCCUCACCCACCUCCGCCAAACCUUCACCGCCCUCUCCCAGCUGCCCAUUCCCACCAUCUCCGCUGUCUCCUCGACGGCCCUAGGCGGCGGGCUCGAACUGGCCCUGUGCUCGCAUUUCCGGGUGUUCGGCUCCUCAUGCAUGGUGGGAUUGCCCGAGACGCGCCUGGCCAUCAUCCCCGGCGCGGGCGGUACCUACCGCCUCCCGCAGCUGAUCGGGGUCAACCGCGCCCGCGACAUGAUCCUCACCGGGCGGCGGGUGUCCGGCCCUGAGGCUUACUUUCUGGGGCUGUGCGACCGGCUCGUGGAGAUCCUGCCGGAGGAGGAGACCCAGCCCGGGGUUGCGCGCAAGAAGGUGCUGCAAGAAAGCAUCAACCUUGCGUUGGGGAUCUGUGAGGGCGGGCCGUUGGCGAUUCGUCAGGCGAUGAAGGCGCUGGACGGGUGGGAACAAGGGGAGGUGGCGGAGAAUGAGGCGUAUGAGGGGGUAAUGGGGACGGAGGAUCGAAUGGAGGCUCUACGGGCGUUUGCUGAGCGGAGGAAGCCGGUCUUCAAGGGGAGGUGAGUUUUUUUAUAGGUGGUGUGUACAAGCUGAGGCGCGUUUUGUGUUGUUUAUUUGACUGCGGUGGGUUUGGGCGGGAUACUAUGGUUAUUUACACCGUUUGAGAAUCAUGUGAAGUCAGGGUCAUUUAUCAGACAUAACUAAACUGUUGAUGAGGGAAAUGGCAUUUGACUUUUGGGAUUUUGCUUACUAGAUCGGGAUGAGGUCUGUCUCUUGUUAUGGGCUGGCAACGGUCAGCUGCGGAUCACACGGGGAUGACACCGUCUCGGGGCUGUGAGGGGUAUUCUUCACCAGGAGACCAGAAGUAGAGCUGAUUAUUAGUAGCCCUUACGGGUGAAAUGAGGUUGCAGUCAGAGC
Aspergillus saccharolyticus JOP 1030-1 is the source of this 1341-nucleotide messenger RNA. Its product is annotated as putative mitochondrial methylglutaconyl-CoA hydratase (Auh). Gene Ontology annotation, cellular component: mitochondrion. The record is from RefSeq and is a predicted model, not a curated record. NCBI's taxonomy places the organism in Eukaryota, Fungi, Ascomycota, Eurotiomycetes, Eurotiales, Aspergillaceae. Bases 61 to 987 code for a protein of 308 amino acids. Gene Ontology annotation, molecular function: enoyl-CoA hydratase activity. The transcript is spliced from 2 exons. Gene Ontology annotation, biological process: fatty acid beta-oxidation.